AUGAGCUCUCUAGCGGAUCAGAUUCAGGUCUGGCACCGGGGCGUACUGGCCGUGGCACGCGAAGACUGGGACUCUGCGCUGUGCUUCUUCUCAGAUGUCCGGGAGCCGCUCGCUAAGAUGUACUUCAACAUGGGCUGCGUGCACCUGAUGGCAGGGGAUCCCGAGGCUGCGCUGCGGGCAUUUGACCAAGCAGUAACCAAGGACACCUGCAUGGCUGUUGGCUUCCUCCAGCGGGGAGUGGCCAGUUUCCAGCUGCAGAGGUUCCAGGAGGCUGAGUCUGACUUCCAGCUGGCCCUGGCACAGCUGAGGGGCAAUGCUGUCAUUGACUACACACAACUGGGUCUGGAUUUCAAAUUGCAAGCCUGGGAGGUCCUAUACAACAUGGCGUCAGCACAGUGCCAGGCAGGGCUCUGGACCAAGGCUUCCAAUACUCUAGUGGAGGCAAUCUCCAAAUGGCCAGGGGUGGGCCAAGACAUCCUGGACAUUGCCAUGGACAAAGUGCAGAGACAGGUAUCCCUGCAGCUGCGGCAAGUGCCCAAGGGUGAGGUCUUCCAGCCUCCCAGGCGAUACUUAAAACAUCUGGAGCCUAUGGAUUUUCUUGGCAAGGCUAAGGUGGUGGCUUCUGUCAUCCCUGAUGACCGUAACAUGGACUUCCAGCCUCAACAGAGGUCCCAUGUGGAGCAAGCUGGUCACCAGUCAUCCUCAUCCGUGUGUGAGAGGGUCCUGAGCACUACAGGUAGUCAAUCAAGCCCUGGCCUAUGUGACAGUUUGCUGGCAUCUGGAGGGCCUGGACCAGGCUGCUCUGAAGACUCCUCGGGAGCUGAGGGAGCAUCUACAAAGGACCCUGAAUCCUUGGUGACUGUCACUGUGCAGUGUCACUUUACUGUGCCCCUGAAGGCCCCAAGAGGAACUGGCCUGUCCAGUUUUCGGACACUACUAGCUCAAGCCAUCCUUCACCAGACCCGGACAGGGCAGCUUAGUUACAAAGCCCCAGGAGAGGAGAGAUCCUGGACCCCCAUCUCCACGGAGGAGUCACUGCAGAGUGUAUGGAGGAAUGUGCCCGUGGGCCCAAGAGGGUUGCAGCUCCAGUGCCGGGGGGCCUGGGGACGGCCAGUGCUCUAUCAAGUAGUGGCUCAGUACGACUACCGUUCCCAAAGGCCAGAGGAUUUGGACUUCCACCAAGGGGACACGGUGGAUGUUCUGUGUGAAGUGGACGAAGCCUGGUUGGAGGGACACCGAGAUGGCUGUGUUGGCAUUUUUCCCAAGUGCUUUGUGGUCCCAGCUGACACCUGUGUGGAAGCCCUCCCUGUACCGGGACCUUAGCCAGGAGACC
This is a messenger RNA of Arvicanthis niloticus (Nile rat), 1333 nucleotides long. It is a transcript of the gene Noxa1, whose product is annotated as NADPH oxidase activator 1. The record is from RefSeq and is a predicted model, not a curated record. Gene Ontology annotation, biological process: superoxide anion generation. Gene Ontology annotation, molecular function: protein binding; superoxide-generating NADPH oxidase activator activity. NCBI's taxonomy places the organism in Eukaryota, Metazoa, Chordata, Mammalia, Rodentia, Muridae.